Tigriopus californicus is the source of this 2807-nucleotide messenger RNA. RefSeq names its product coatomer subunit gamma-2-like (gene gammaCOP). Gene Ontology annotation, cellular component: Golgi membrane; endoplasmic reticulum-Golgi intermediate compartment; COPI vesicle coat. Gene Ontology annotation, biological process: endoplasmic reticulum to Golgi vesicle-mediated transport; protein secretion; intra-Golgi vesicle-mediated transport. Lineage: Eukaryota; Metazoa; Arthropoda; Copepoda; Harpacticoida; Harpacticidae. Gene Ontology annotation, molecular function: structural molecule activity. The record is from RefSeq and is a predicted model, not a curated record.
CAUGUACGCCUCGUUUCGCAAGGACAAAAAGGAUGAAGAGGAAGGUGGGAGUGGGAUGGGCGGGACGGGGGCCGGAGGUGGUUCGCACGCCUUCGCCCAUCUGGAGAAGACGUCGGUACUGCAGGAGGCGCGCCUGUUUAACGCCACGCCCGUGAAUCCGCGGAAGUGUACGCACAUCCUGGCCAAGAUCCUGUACUUGUUGCAACAAGGCGAGAGCGUGAGCCCCACCGAGGCCACCGAGACCUUCUUCGCCAUCACCAAGCUGUUCCAAUGCCCGGACCCGGUGCUCCGUCGCAUGGUCUAUCUGGGCAUCAAGGGCUUGUCCAAUCUCUCGGACGACGUCAUCAUCGUCACCUCCUCGCUCACCAAGGACAUGACUGGCAAGGAGGACGCCUAUCGAGCCGCCGCCAUUCGCGCACUUUGCACCAUCACCGACGCCACCAUGCUUCAGGCCAUUGAACGCUACAUGAAGCAGGCUUUGGUGGAGCGCUCGCCGGCUAUCGCCUCGGCCGCCUUGGUGUCGGCUUGGCACAUGGGUCAGCAUCGUGGACCCGGUUCCACCGGCCCGGACGUCGUAAAACGUUGGGUCAAUGAAGCCCAAGAGGCCGUUUCGUCCGAUUCGAUCAUGGUGCAGUACCACGCCCUGGGACUGCUCUAUCACAUCCGUCGCGCGGACCGCUUGGCCGUCACCAAGUUGGUCUCAAAGUUGACCCGCAGCUCCCUCAAGAGUCCGUACGCCGUGUGCUUGCUCAUUCGGAUCGCUUGCCAACUCAUCGAGGAAGACGCGGACGAGGCGGCGGGGAGUUCCACCUCGAUCUACUUUGACUUUGUCGAGUCAUGUAUCCGUCACAAGUCGGAGAUGGUCAUUUAUGAAGCAGCCCAUGCCAUCGUCAACAUGCGUCGCACCACUAAUCGUGAAUUGGUGCCAGCCAUCUCUGUGCUCCAAUUGUUCUGUUCGAGCCCCAAAGCUACGCUCCGCUUUGCCGCCGUUCGCACCCUCAAUCAGGUCUCCAUGACUCAUCCGGCUGCGGUUACGGCUUGUAAUUUGGACUUGGAAAAUCUCAUCACGGAUUCCAACCGCUCAAUUGCUACGUUAGCCAUCACCACUCUGUUGAAAACGGGGGCCGAAUCGUCGGUGGAUCGCUUGAUGAAGCAAAUCGCCUCGUUCGUAAGCGAAAUCUCGGACGAGUUUAAAGUGGUGGUGGUUCAGGCCAUCAAGUCUUUGUGCUUGAAGUUUCCUCGUAAGCACGGCAUCCUGAUGAAUUUCUUGUCCGGAAUGCUUCGGGACGAAGGCGGUCUGGAGUACAAGACCUCGAUCGCCGAUACUAUAAUUACUAUCAUUGAGGAGAACCCUGAGGCCAAGGAGAACGGAUUAGCUCAUUUAUGCGAAUUUAUUGAAGAUUGCGAGCACACCACGUUAGCCGUGCGCAUCUUGCACUUGCUCGGAGCGGAGGGACCUCGAACCUCCAAUCCUAAUCGAUACAUUCGAUAUAUCUACAAUCGAGUGAUACUGGAGAAUGCCACUGUUCGUGCUGCUGCUGUAUCGGCUUUGGCACGAUUUGGAGCCUUGUGCGACGACCUUCUUCCCAAUGUGCUGGUAUUGUUGAGCCGCUGCCAAAUGGAUAACGACGAUGAAGUCCGUGAUCGAGCCACCUACUUCAAGGUCAUCUUGGAGCAACAGCAGCAAAACUUGAACUCUCAAUUUAUUUUGAAUGGCUUGCAAGUGUCACUCUCGAGCUUGGAGAAGGCCUUACAUAACUACACGUUGUCGGGUUGCGAUGCCCCGUUUGAUAUAAAGAGCGUGCCUGCGGCUCCCAUUGACGUCUCCGAGAAGAAAGCCAAGGCGGGAGAAAUGGGCAUGACGAGCAAGAAAGCCGAUGCCAAGCCCACGGCUACCAGACAUGAUAUGUUUGUGGAGAAAUUUGCUGCCAUCCCCCAGAUUGCCCAAUGUGGACCAUUGUUCCGGUCAAGUCAACCGGUCGAGCUUACAGAAUCUGAAACAGAGUACGUUGUCCAAUGCAUCAAACACGUGUUCCCCAACCACGUGGUCUUGCAGUUUGAUUGCACCAACACCCUCAACGAUCAAUUGCUCGAAAAGGUCACGGUAGAUAUGGAAAUCCCGGAUGGCUUUGAGUUAGUGGAAAUCUUGGCGUGUAAUAAGCUGGAAUACAACGUCAAGGAUACCAUCUACGCCAUCUUGGCCUCGCCUGAGGACGAAUUGAGUGAAUGGAUUGGCACCGUGUCGCCAACCUUGAAAUUUGUGGUCAAGGAUUGCGAUCCCAACACUGGAGAACCAGAUUCGGAUGAGGGGUACCCUGAUGAGUACGUGUUGGAGGACCUCGAACUCUCCGUGUCCGAUUACGUUCAACGAGCCAUGAAAGCCAAUUUCCCGGCAGCUUGGGAAGAAUUGGGCCCCACGAACGAGUUGGAGGACACCUAUGUGCUCUCUUCUAUGAAGACUUUGGACGAGGCUGUCAAAAGCAUCAUUCAAUUUCUGGGCAUGCAACCGUGUGAGAGAUCAGACAAGGUGCCCGAAGGAAAGAGUUCUCACACGCUCGUGCUAGCAGGCGUCUUUCGUGGUGGACACGACAUUCUGGUUCGUGCCAAAUUGGCUUUAUCCGAAGGUGUAACCAUGCAGCUGACGGUUCGCUCUGAGAAUCCCGAUGUCUCGGAGUUGAUCACUGCCACUGUUGGUUAAAAAAGGACUAGAAUGGUUUGUUUUAGAUGCAACGUCUACUCUAUUAUGUUUGCGUAAAUUAUACCCUAGCCUGUGAGUUUUGUGAAAUAUACAUCGGCUUCACGUUUUA